Messenger RNA from Adelges cooleyi (spruce gall adelgid), 742 nucleotides. RefSeq names its product kelch-like protein 41a. Gene Ontology annotation, molecular function: protein binding. Lineage: Eukaryota; Metazoa; Arthropoda; Insecta; Hemiptera; Adelgidae. The record is from RefSeq and is a predicted model, not a curated record. Bases 210 to 656 code for a protein of 148 amino acids. The transcript is spliced from 3 exons.
GCGCAGUUCGGCGUCCUUACUUGUUGUAUGUUAUAAGUUAUAACGUAAACGUGCACAAACCAUAAAAACAAAUGUGUUAGUUAUUGUAACAAUAUCACGGUGGUAGGUGGCCACUAAGUACUAACAACGACUUUUAAGAGAUAUUUAUGAAAUUAAUUUUCAUAAUCUAUUGAUGAUUGUUGUUUUUUUGCAAAUAACCUACCUUCGCUAUGAAUAACAGAAGUUCACUUAAUAGAGAAGAUGCUUUUAUACAAAGAUCCAUUCGUAUGAACGAAAUGCGCAAGUAUGCACUAUGCAGUACCAAACCUAGCUUGAGAAAUGAGCUUGUGGAUUUUGUGUUGUUUAAUGAUAAUGGUGACCAAGUAUGGGGUCAUCUGAUCGUAAUGGCUUCAUCGUGUCCUGCAAUUUUAGAAUUGGCGGAGAGUGGUAGCAUUGAAAGAAGAUUGCUUUUAAGAAAUAUAAGUGCUGAAACACUGGAACAGAUAGUUAAUUCCAUGUACACUGGUGAAUUACACUUAACUCGUGAUAAUGUUAAUAACAUUUUAACUGGAGCUUUUGAACUGAGGAUGCUACACUUACAAACACGCUGUUUGGACUUUUUGGAAAAUAAUUUUAAUGUCAAUAGAGAGGAUUUGAUUCGGAGAUGUCUUGGUUAAAAUAGUACAAUGAUAAUUUAAUAAAAAAUCAUUAAACUUUGUUACUAUAACUUUUAAUAUAAAACUAACAAUAUUAAGCAAUGUUA